Molecule: messenger RNA, 2494 nt
Organism: Aphanomyces invadans
Lineage: Eukaryota; Oomycota; Saprolegniomycetes; Saprolegniales; Verrucalvaceae
Product: serine/threonine protein kinase
Exons: 12
Coding region: 118-2427 (769 amino acids)
Biological process (GO): protein phosphorylation; MAPK cascade
Molecular function (GO): MAP kinase kinase activity; ATP binding
Source: RefSeq, a predicted model, not a curated record
AAAAGAAUAAAAAUGGUGCCAGAGAUGCCAUGAUCAAGUCCAAAACGACUCCCGUUCAACUUCGGCCGCGGCGAGGGCACGUCGACUCGUCGGACGACUACAAAGGCAGUGAGCAGGAUGGACCAACGCAAGCGCAAUCGUUUCGAGAGCAUGAACGAUGAAAGCUAUGUGAAGAAGGCCGAAGGCGGACUUCCGAUGGCAUCGCGACGAAAGCAGCAUCAGCAGCGACGACAUUUGCAACGGGCGCUGUCGCUUCCAAACAUUCAACUCCAGAUGGAGCGCAAGCCCGAGCCACCGUCCAUCUUUCCCGACGUGGACGUCCGGUCCCUUCGUUUAGCUGAAGUGCGCAGUUGGGCGCGCCCGUGGGUCAAAACAGCAGACACCUCGCCGCCCAAACCUCAUGCUGCUACAAAUCCGUCUGCCGCCUCCCCUACGAAGAUUCCCCAUAUUCUCGAGAAGCGUCUUGACGAUGCGAUUGAAGCCAUACGGAUUGAGUUGAAUUUGGACGAUGACGGUGUUACCGCUACAGAUCGCAGCGAUACAGGAGCUGCGAAAGUCGCGCCGUCCACCUUUAUCUUGCCCUCUAGUUGCGUCGAGUUGUCGUCGGCUUCUUUGCGGAAGGAAGGAGGAACUGGGUUGACCAUCGUCUCAACUGCAACCCCGACGUCCAGCAGUGUCGCGACCACCAUCAGUCCUCACACGCCAUCUCCGCUUCCUCUCGCAGCAUUGUCGACUCCGAAGAAACGAUUUAGCUUGCGUCUACAGCUCGACGACAUGCCAACGCCACAGCAAGCUGAAAAUCGAGCGAAUCGAGCUGCCAAUCGCCUCUUGGCCCAUCGCGAGGCCAUGGACCCGAACGACACGGGUCCCGUCAGUGGCAUGCAAAGAGCCAUGAUUGCAUUCCGUGCGAGCUCGGGCCAGUUGUCCGACAACGACUUGAACUCCCCUCACGACGGCGGCGAACUCGGCCGUUUCAGCCACGGCAGCUCGUAUUCACCCAACCACGGCCGCUUUACGACGCAGAAUGUAUCGGUGUCGGAGGCUGGGAUCGCUUCCCCCGACUCGUCCUGUUUGCACCUGCAAGAAAACGUCGUGCGGGUCAAGGAGGUCGGCCGCGGCGCGUCAGGAGUCGUGUAUAAAGCGGUGCAUUUGCCCACGUUAAAAGUCGUGGCGAUUAAGGAAAUCCCAGUGUACGGGAAAAACCAGCGACGUCAAAUGGUGCGCGAACUCCACGCGCUGUACGCAAACUUGGUCCCGCUCGACGAGAACAAGUCCAAGGCUCGUGGAGCGAUUCGCCUACCAAGCCCAUACAUCGUGAGCUUUUACGACGCCUUCGUCGACAAGCAGAAGAACUGCAUCUCGCUCGUGAUGGAGUACAUGGGCGUCGGUUCGUUGCAGGAUAUCGUGGUCAAGUCAGGAGGCCGAGGCAUUCCCGAAAUUCUCGUCGCACGGAUUGCGACGAGUGUCCUAGAAGGCCUCAAGCACAUUCAUGGGAAUCGCAUGGUUCAUCGCGACAUCAAACCGCACAAUCUGUUGAUGAACCAUCAAGGCCAAAUCAAGAUCUCGGACUUUGGACUCGCACGGACUCUGAACGACAAUGCGACACAGACAAAGACAUUUGUCGGGACCCUUUUGUAUAUGGCACCCGAGCGCAUUGGCGGUGGCGACUACGCAUAUCCAGCUGACAUUUGGUCUUUUGGACUGGUGCUUGUGUCGGUGGCGCUGGGGCGGUACCCCCUGCCAACCCACGACGGAUUUUUCGGUCUAGUCGACUCGGUGGCGAACGAAGGAUAUUUGAAGUUGCCGGACGAGUUUUCCGAUGUGUGUCGAGAUUUUAUGGACAAGUGCUUGGCUAUUGACCCGGAAGACCGAUGGACAGCGGAGCAGCUCCUUCGACAUCCUUUCUUGGUGCAAAAUCCCCCCGCGACGACCCUCGCGCCUUGGAAAAAGUUUAUCGACACGAUUUGCGAGCCCCGUUUGCAAGAACUUGACGACAUCGCCGAAGCCGUGUACGGGCAUAUUUAUGAAAACAUCCACAACUGCACGACGACGACACCACAGUCCGACUACGGGAUGUCCAUGCUCAGUGACACACCGCGGCACAUCUUGUCGCUGCCUCCAGUCGAACGCAGUUUGCAGCUGGGACUGUCCAAGUACCUCGACUUGCCAGCGUCGGUGGUGUAUGACAAGUUUGAAGAGAAACGACAACUGUUCAAGGAAAAACUAUGGGACGACGCGACGUGCUUUACGCCGCGCAGCUGGUCCAAUUCCCCCGGCGAAUUGCGGCGAGCAAGCAUGAUGGGCACAUUCGAAGCAUCAAGUGUCCAUGUACCAGCCAAACACGAAACGAAGCGUCGGCGUCCGUCGUUCUGGCAGCGCAUGCAGGAAUCCCUCAAACAAACGUUGGGCGGUUCCAAGGCAAAGUAGCGAUUGUAGAGUACUAGAGCGAGUGAAUGACGUAAUGAGCGCCACCGCCAAUUCAUUUGCACGCAAG